Molecule: messenger RNA, 2230 nt
Organism: Selaginella moellendorffii
Lineage: Eukaryota; Viridiplantae; Streptophyta; Lycopodiopsida; Selaginellales; Selaginellaceae
Product: cytochrome P450 94A2
Exons: 2
Coding region: 566-2047 (493 amino acids)
Molecular function (GO): heme binding; iron ion binding; monooxygenase activity
Source: RefSeq, a predicted model, not a curated record
GAACAUAGAACCUCUGACAAAACUCGAGUUAAUCGUCAUCAGUUCUUGCUGGCCGGGAAGGACACAACUGCUCCUGGUUCUUCUGGGUGCUUUCAACCCGUGAGAAAUUAUCAGAGUAUACUGGCGAAGGUAAAUUCUCUUACGACGAGCUCUACUCGCAAGCAGCUUUGUGAGGCUGUAUCCUCCCAUAUGAUACUACAGUCGUCCGGAUGGAGAAGAUAAGAAAUGCCUCGAGUUUAAGGCCGAGAGAUGGAUCAGUGCGAGUCCAUUCAAGUUUCUAGUGUUUCUGGCUGAGCCGAGAGUCAAGACGAUGAAGCAACUCCGGUACCAAAAUUGAAUUUCGGGUGGAGGAAAUAGAAGAGCUCUCAACAGAAAACAUGGGUCAUUCCAAACUUCAGCAAGAUCCACUGGUACGCACCGUCUCAAAUGACUGCCGUGUCUCUUAUCGUAUGGCAAAGUAGCUUCUUCGAAUCUUUUUCUUUGGCUGGCUUUUCUUCCCUUGUGACUUGGGUUUUCAACUGGUCAGGGCGACUGACAUGCGUCACUCUUUUUCUGGGCUUUCAGCAUGAACCAAGGUAUGUUGUGGAGCUUGAGCUUUGUUCUUGCGGCAGCGGUGGGCUGGAUAGUCCGGAGGACGAUUCAAUCAAGAGCCGACUCGCAACGAACAGGCGGUCCAGUACUUUAUCCAGUGGUUGGGAAUGUGUUCGACUUCCUUCGCAACAGCCACAGGUUUCUGGAGUGGUCGACAGAGUAUGUGAUCAACUCUCCCUCCAAUACUUUCACCACUGGGAGGUUUGGCAGCACUUUCAAAAUCACUGGCAAUCCCGCAACUGUGGAGCACAUCUUGAAGACCAACUUUGAGAAUUAUCCCAAGGGAGAACACCUGAGGCAGAGCCUGACCGACUUGCUGGGAGAUGGUAUUUUCAAUGUCGACGGGGAGCUGUGGAAGAUUCAGAGGAGACUUGCGAGCUUCGAGUUCACAACGAGGUCACUGAGGGAGUUCCUCAUGGAUUCCCUGGCGGACGAAGUUCACAGCCGGUUACUUCCAACUCUUGCCAGUGUUUCCCGGGACGGGAAGGAGAUCGACUUACAGGACUUGUUCAUGAGGUUUAACUUCGACAACAUUUGCAAGCUCUCUUUCGGUGUUGAUCCGGCGUGCUUGGAUCCAUCGUUUCCGGAGGUGAAGUUCGCGCAGGCAUUUGACAAGGCAACGACGCUUAGCACGCUGCGGUUCCAAAAGAUCCAUCCUCUGGUGUGGAAAUUAAUGCGAGCUCUCAACGUUGGACCGGAAAGAGAACUCAAGGAGGUGCUGGAUGUGGUGAACGAGUUUGCAGUGUCAGUGGUCCAGAAGCGGCGAGAAGAAAAAGGAAGGGUCAACCAGGACUUGCUCUCGAGGUUCAUUGGACUCGACUCGACGAGCUUCUCUGACGAGUUUUUGCGGGAUAUCAUCAUAAGUUUCGUGCUCGCCGGCAAGGACACAAUAGCGGUGUCACUCUCGUGGUUCUUCUGGCUGCUCUCGAAUCAUCCAGGUGUUCAGCAGGAAAUCAUCAGGGAAGUCGGGAGUACGAAAGGGUCAAACAGGCCAUUCACUUACAAAGAGCUUCGGGACAUGGUCUACUUGCAAGCAGCUCUGUGCGAAUCAAUGAGGCUCUAUCCCCCAGUACCGAUUGACACAAAGGUCGUGAAGAACUCGGACGUUCUCCCGGAUGGUAAUUGUGUGGAGAAGGGGAUGAAGGUAUCGUAUCACGUCUACGCUAUGGGAAGGAUGGAGAGCUUGUGGGGGAAGGACUGCCUCGAGUUUAAGCCCGAGAGAUGGAUCCAGGAUGGCCAGUUCGUCGAGGUGAGUCCAUUCAAGUUUCCGGUGUUUCAGGCCGGGCCGAGAGUGUGUCUGGGCAAAGAGAUGGCCAUGCUACAGAUGAAGUAUGUGGUGGCGGCUCUGGUACCAAAGUUUGAGCUUGUGGUGGUGGGAAAAGAAGAGCCUUGCUACGGUAUCAACAUGACGCUGAUCAUGAAAGAUGGACUUCCCGUUGUUCCCAAGCUUCGUUAGUCUGAGAUGUGGCGCCAAUAUUCCAAAUCUUUUAGACAUGAAAACAUUUUCAAAGUUCAACAAACAGUCAAACAUACGGGGAGUCAACUGAAGGAAAGUUUUGGAUAACUCAAUUCCAGAGCUCGUGAAUGAUGUGUACCAUUUUGGAAGCUGGUGAAUAACGCAAUGUUUGUUUAAGGGGAA